UGCUGCUUGUAGAUAUAGUUGUUAUUAUUAUUAUUAGUAGUAGUAGUAGUAGUAGUAGUAGUAGUAGUAAUAGUAGUACUAGUAGUAGUCAGGAAAGAGGGUGGGACUUUUAUGCAAGUUACUGGCAGAAAGUCACUAAGGAAUAUGUGGCCAGACGAGAUAGUAUAAAUAUGUACUGAAUGUUUUCUCACCACAGUUGUAAAAUUUCUUCAUCUAAACUAUGAUGGAUUUUGUUUGUAAUUGAUGGAUGUUACUAAUCUUACAUAUUUAACACUUAAUGGACAUGUGGAUUUACAGACUUACAGAUAUGUUUAUUUCUUAAUUACUCUCACAGUGUACUUAUCAAUCAUUGUAUUUAAUAUUGUUGUAAUUUUUGUCAUAUUCAUGAACAAACGUCUCCAUGAGCCCAUGUACAUUUUCAUUGCUGCUUUGCUUUGUAAUGCUCUCUUUGGAGCAACUGCUCUUUAUCCUAAACUGCUCACUGAUUUACUUUCUGAAAAACAAGUCAGUUCUUACCACGGCUGUUUAUUUCAGGCUUUUUGUGUUUAUACAUAUGCUGCAUCAGAAUUCAUGCUGCUAUCAGCUAUGGCCUAUGACCGUUAUGUGUCUAUCUGUAAACCUUUACAUUAUUCAAAUAUUGUAAAGAUGCCCACUGUCAGAAAGCUCAUAUGUUUUUCAUGGUUUUUACCUUGUUGUGCAAUUGGUAUAGCAGACCUUCUACUAUCCCAGCUUCCAUUGUGUAAAUUUAAAAUGAAUAGAAUAUACUGUGAUGGUUACUCAAUUGUCAAAUUAAGUUGUACAGUAACUUCUAUUAAUAACCUUUUAGGACUUGCUAUUUUCAGCAUUGCUGUAUUUCCUCCAGUGAUCUUCAUAAUCUACUCGUAUAUCAGGAUACUCGCUGUGUGUUUAAAGAAUUCUAAAGAUUUCAGAAGAAAAGCUCUACAGACCUGUUUACCACAUCUGCUCAUUUUCAUAAAUUUUUCUGUCAACAUUUGUUUUGAAAUUAUAAAUAACAGACUAGAAUCAAAUCAAAUUCCCCACAUUAUUACCAUAAUCCUGUCAGUUGAAUAUUUACUCAUUCCUCCUUUAUUCAAUCCCAUAAUAUAUGGAUUAAAACUGCAGGAGAUUUUGAAAAGCAUCAAGAGGUUGAUUUCAUGGAAGAAGAGGGCUGAGGUUUAUUUUUAG
Molecule: messenger RNA, 1185 nt
Organism: Ictalurus furcatus (blue catfish)
Lineage: Eukaryota; Metazoa; Chordata; Actinopteri; Siluriformes; Ictaluridae
Product: olfactory receptor 6N2-like
Exons: 1
Coding region: 244-1185 (313 amino acids)
Biological process (GO): G protein-coupled receptor signaling pathway
Cellular component (GO): membrane
Molecular function (GO): G protein-coupled receptor activity; olfactory receptor activity
Source: RefSeq, a predicted model, not a curated record